This is a messenger RNA of Mytilinidion resinicola, 668 nucleotides long. RefSeq lists its product as uncharacterized. Lineage: Eukaryota; Fungi; Ascomycota; Dothideomycetes; Mytilinidiales; Mytilinidiaceae. Bases 36 to 563 code for a protein of 175 amino acids. The record is from RefSeq and is a predicted model, not a curated record. The transcript has 3 exons.
AUGCGACUGAGCCCCCGAGCGGCCAUCGUACGCCCAUGACGCCCGCCUGGCAACCGUGCCGGGCUCGACAGGACAGGCUUGACGGGCGCCGUCAUCGUCGAAGCACCCGUCGGCCCGUGCUGUGCGGGCCAGUCGGCCGGCAUUGGUGGUGUGGGCUGCUGUUGUUGCUCGGCCGUUUGGCAGCAAGCUGGAGAGCUCCACCACGGUCGAUCACUCUUGCGUCUAUCUCGCAUCCUCUUCUGCACCUCAACCGCGUUACCCACAAUCACGACCACCGCAACCAACCCCACGUCCCGACGCCCGCCGCACCUCGCGCCCUGCCUUGCGCCCCAGGCCCCUCGCCGUCGCCGUCGCCGUCGCCGCCACGGUCGCCGUCACUAACCAUCUCCGUCGCUGUCACUAACCAUCUGUCGCCAGCGCCCGCCAGUGCUCGCCCCGCCGGUGCCAUCGCCGCCUCGCACACGGCCGCAGCUGCAGGCUCCCCUUGCGCGCCAUCCGCCUGCAGACGACUGAGGCUUCUGCAGCGCCCGGCUAGCUGCCUCCGCGACCCCGUCCGCUGCUAGCAGUUACACAGUCUCCAGCGCCAGCUCACACACCGAGCCCAAGCCGCCUGCAGCUGGCCGAAUAAACAUGUCGGACACUCCCCCGAAAAAGCUCGACGUGGAACC